Messenger RNA from Monopterus albus (swamp eel), 6746 nucleotides. RefSeq names its product GLIS family zinc finger 2b (gene glis2b). The coding region runs from base 944 to 2386 and encodes 480 amino acids. The transcript is spliced from 7 exons. Gene Ontology annotation, biological process: regulation of transcription by RNA polymerase II. The record is from RefSeq and is a predicted model, not a curated record. NCBI's taxonomy places the organism in Eukaryota, Metazoa, Chordata, Actinopteri, Synbranchiformes, Synbranchidae. Gene Ontology annotation, molecular function: DNA-binding transcription factor activity, RNA polymerase II-specific; RNA polymerase II cis-regulatory region sequence-specific DNA binding. Gene Ontology annotation, cellular component: nucleus.
GAGCCGCGGACUGCCCAUGGUGGAUGGGCGGAGCAGUAAGCAUGCGCUGAGCUGGCAGACACUGGGCUGGUCCUGACAGGCUGGAUGGGUUCUGGGUAGCUCUGCGCUUCAGACAGUCGUGGGGGAGACUACCAUCUACACUCAGCGUCUCCUCGAGUGCCCAGAGGAAAAGGCAGAAGAGACAAAAGAAAGCAACAGAAAAAGGAGAAGCAAAGAGCCGCACCUCGGCAUCGGGAAAAGCACCGAAGAAGAAGGAGACGAUCCUCCCCCUUUACCCCACACCCCGUCGCCAGCCCGUCCUAUUUACCCUACCCACCACUUCAUGCCAUCCCUAUAGUCUCAACUGCCCUCCCCUCUCCCCCCAGGGAGAACUACGACCACCCAUAGGAAACCCUCACUUGACCAGCGUUGCCACUGAGCGAUGCGCUUUGAAUUUAGGAAGAAAUCACAAAUGCGUUUCUGAUGCACAGCACAGCCAGUGGUCUUCAUUUUUCCUCGGCGGGAACAGUUAAGGCUACGGAUUUGGGUGUUUACACUUUUUGACGGGUCUCCAGUGGCAUGAUAACAUGCAGCAUGCAACAUCCCGCGGCCACAGACAAGGCUGUCAUUCCAUAAUUUAGUCUUUAAACAACCAGCUGUCACAUGCGCUGCGAUUGAGCUUAUGUUUGAUUUUUCCAUGCUUAGAAAUAAUUCUGACAAUGGUCUGGGAACGGACCGCCUCCCCAUAUACCUAGUAGUAUUUUUCAAGACGUGUCAGCUCUAUAUUUCGUUUAUAUCGAAGAAAAAGCGGCAGACUGAGGAGUAGUCAUUUGACAACGACACCGACUGAGCCACAGGACUUUGCGUGCGAAGUUGGCACCGAGGAGGGGGAAGCGAGUCGGAGAUAUCUCGGGAAUAUCCAAGGCAUUUUCCCUGUAAGGUGGGAGGUUGGUGGGUUGUUGUCAUGCUGUCCCUAGACGAGCCCUUGGACCUUAAGCUCCCCCGGCGGUCCACUGGGUGGGACAGAGGUGUGUGUUCGGCCCCCUUCUCUCUACUGCACCCCAAGCGGGCUCGGCAGCUCCGCAUGGCAGAUGAUGGCACUGCAGUCAUAGAGCCAGCUUCACCAGAUUCUCCUCCCACAGGAGGGCAGGCGGUCCCCCAGGAUCGAACAGACACCCCUACCCCCCCUGCGGUGGACCUGAGCAUGUCUCCAUCGUCCCGCCACACCCCCAGUUCUCCAGAAAUGACCAACGGCAACUACGUCCCCUCAGGGGCCUUUCAGUUUUUUGUGCCAAUCGGAGCUGGGGCGGGACUUCACCUGCCGUCCUCCAUGUUCAUCGGCCAGACAAGCGAUAAGAGAGUCUCUCCCGACCUGUCAGCAGAUGAACAACUGGCCUGCCACUGGAGGAAGUGCCAUCUGCUCUUUGACUCUCUGCAAGACCUGGUUGACCAUGUCAAUGACUUCCAUGUUAAGCCUGAGAAGGAUUCUGGGUACUGCUGCCACUGGGAGGGCUGUGCUCGCAAAGGGAGGGGUUUCAAUGCUAGGUACAAGAUGCUCAUACACAUCCGCACUCACACUAAUGAGAAGCCCCACCGCUGUCCCACAUGCAACAAGAGCUUCUCACGUCUGGAGAACCUCAAGAUACACAACCGCUCACACACAGGUGAAAAGCCCUACAUUUGUCCGUACGAGGGUUGCAACAAACGCUACUCCAACUCCAGCGACCGCUUCAAACACACACGCACACACUAUGUAGACAAGCCCUAUUACUGCAAGAUGGUGGGCUGCCUGAAGCGCUACACAGACCCCAGCUCUCUCCGCAAGCACAUCAAAGCCCAUGGCCACUUUGUGGUGCAGGAGCAGGGCAGCUCAGGUGGGGUGGGCCCCCUCCUUAAAGGCAGCCAGAGUGGAGGGCUUGCUAGUGGAGGGGGGAAGGAUUCAGAGCUGUCCUAUGUAAGCGGAGCUCACAUCAUCAUCCCAGGGGCAGCAGCUGCUCUCCUGGGAGGCCAUGCUCUCCAGGGCCUGAGUGGUGCUCUGCCCCUGUCCCCCCUCAGUCCUCGGCCCCUGGACCUCAGCACUCUGGGUUGCCCUAACUCACCUCCAGGCAGCCUGGGAAGCACACCCAUCCUGUCCUUCAAUGGCUCCCCACUGGGCUUGGCCAAGUCCUCUCUGCUCUCCCCGGCAUUCACCUCCUCAGCUCUGGGCCUGCCAAUGGUGCCCGUGCUGGGAGCCAUGUCUGAGCACAGGGCUCAGGGCCAGCAAAGCAAGAAGAACCGGGGGGAAGAAGCCGAGAAUGAGGUGAAUGGAGGUGUCCUGAAUCUCUCCACUGGAGGGUCUCAUGAUCCCUUGUCCUGGGUGGUCAUCCCCCCAGGCACCGUGGUGCUCAAACCAGCUGUGGUCAACUGAUACACGCAUACACACACAUUCCAGAAGAGCUCAGGGGGUUGGGUGGGAUGGUGAACACCAUACUGUGGGGAUGGGCUUUCAAAGCUGAUAGGGAUUGUCUUGCACAAUCAUUUCCGAGGAAGGUGGAACGGGAUAAAACGACAGAGAAACUUAUCAAAACUUCAAUCAAGAAAACAAUAGAUACAGUAACACGAAACCUCACAAGAACUAAGAAUACAACGCAAGCCUCUUUUAAUGUUGGGAAACCAAGGGGCCCUAGAACUCUGUUCAGGAACAUGCAUGGUUUGGAAUUUCUAUCACAAGACCUGCCAGCAGGCUUCUUGUUUAUUUUAUACUCGACUCAUUCAUGUUUGCUUGUUUUUGUGGACAGGGACCAUGAACAUGACAGUCUUAGUGCUCUGUGUUUUUACAAAAGUCCUGAUUCAUUGAUAAAUAUUUAUAUCAGUGUACUUCGUCAACAGUGUGCCUCCCGCUUAGCAGUGAGACAGAUACACCGUGAAACCGAAUGACGCACUCACAGUUAGGCAAACAUGCACAUAUUAGUGAGAUUCUACACAGCUGACUUUAAAGUUAUGACCUAUUUUUCACAGGCUACUGUGAUUAAUGUGACUCAGACAAGCUUGCCAUACCAAAGCAAGUGAACUCAAACUGUCUUGGAUUUGUGCAGGAAAUAGCUGCAGCUUCAUCUCUGAGACAGUUCAAUUAAACACAAAACUUAAUAAUGUAAAGUAGUAAUUGUGUUGAAACCUCAAAACUGCUGCUAUUCUCUUGGCUUCCUCAGUGCAACAUAAACUGGGAGAGAGCACUUUUGACAAUCUGUCCCCAGUUCGGGGAGGGUAACUAAUAUGGACCAGCUUAGUCCACUAGGAUGUGUGCCAGGCGUGCAGACAAGGGGCUUUUAGAGCACAGAGCAAUCUGAGGACUUACAGACAAAUGGUGUUGCAUCACCUGACAAUGACCAAUCAUUUUACACAAGUGAAAUUCAAGCACUGGCCUGUCUGGCUCCCCCCUUUGGUUGUACACAAUACUACCAUCCCCCUCGGAAUUUAUAGAACUAGCACUGUUUUGCUCCUGGAUUUUCCCGUAAGCGAAUAAGCACAGCCAGUUUGGGCAUGAAAGGGACACUGUGCUGAAAAACACAAGUGUCUUGUAUUUAUUAAGACACAAAACGUCAUCAGACACAAAACCAUCUGUGAGAAACAGGUGGUCACCCAGUCAAAAACCCAAACUAAGCUUUGUCGGUUGAAGUUUUGUCCCAAGUCUUAUGCUGUGCCAAAAAUACCUGGAGAGGGAAGAAUGGGUUUUAUGUGCUGUGCUUCAGAGGGUGGUGUGACGCACUCAGUGCCACAUACAGCUGGACUGACUAGAAAGCCACACUAUUGCAAACUGCCUCAUUUUACUCUGUCCAAAAGGGCAAACACGACACAUUUGACUUCUGGGGAAACUUUUCUCAUGGUUCGAUUAAGCAGUCAACAUGCACUUAUCAGAAACUUCUUACAUGUUUUACAAAAUGUUACUGCCAAGUCAUGGUAUUUUUAUAAACUAGUUUGCUCUUACCCAAUUUUUCUCUAAGGGUCAGUUGCGCUGUGGGGUCCUUCUAGGAUUGUAUUGCUCAGUGCUAAUGCAUGUAUGAUGUUGACUGCUGUCUCCACGGAGGAGAGGUAGGGGAGCAGGAGAGGAUCAUCAUAACACAAGGAACAUUCCCUCAAGAGACUCAAUUGUCCUCUCUUUUUGCUCCUCCAUCUCUCUUCAUCUGCUUAUGUUGGUGGCCUUACGUUUCCAUCUCUGUCUUAGAAAUAAUCAGUUAUUGCUGUUUUAUAUGUUUGUCAUUAUUUUUUGCUGUUCAGACGAGACAUUUAAUCUGAUGUUGAAGUUGCUUCUUGUGUUCAGCAGUGGCUGCUUUGCAGUCAGCUUUCUGCUGUCGAGGGUGAGUCUUUUGGCUGACUAGAGGAAGAGGUUUGGGUGGUCGUCCAGGGCAGCGGUUCCCAGGCUGGGGGUUGGUCAGCCUAUUGGUCUAGACAGAAAUAUCUCAACAGUGAUAGUGUGGAUUAGCAUGAAGUUUUCCACAGACAUUCAUGGUCCUCAAAGAAUGAAUCCUACUGACUUUGGUUGGGCCCUAAAUUUUAAAGUGCCACUCUGAGGAUGACUUUUGUUUUGGUUUUAAGUGAAUUAUCUCAUCAACUGUUGGAUGGAUUUCUGUGAAAUUUUGCAGAAACAUUUUUGCCCCCCUCAGGAUUAACUGUAAUAACUUUAGUGAACCCUCAAGUUUUCAUCUAGCACUACCACUGGGUCUGAAUUUAAAUUUGUGCAUUGCUUUGCAUUAUGACCAAAUAACUGCAAAACUAAAGACAUUCCCUUCAGCCUCAGCCAAACUUUGUGUUUAGUGCUAAUUAACAAACAUCGGCAUGCUAAUUCACUAAAUUAAGUUGGUGAAUCAGAUAAAUAUUACCUGCUAAACAUAUUGCAUUUUCACUGUGAGCAUGUGAGCGUGCUUAUGUUCGUAUUUGGCUCAAAACACAGCUGUGCAACAAAUACAGCCUCACGGAGCUGCUAGCACAGCUGUAGGCUUGUAGGCCUGUUUCUUGUGAAAUACUGAUGCUUACCUUAAAGUGAAACAAUGUGGGUUUAUUGCUUUAUUCUAAGGGGUUGUGAUCCCUUCUGGAAACCACUGCUCUAAUGGGCCAGUAUGGUGGAUCAAAUGACAUUCCUCCCUAUUAAAUUGAUCUGUUAAGAAUAUGUUCAUGUAUGGGUAUAUACAGUGUAUUUCUGUACUUAGUGUCCUAACAGUAAAAUACCUUGGGAUUAAAUUGGGGUUCAAAUAAAUUUGCAAACUCUGCUCCCUUUGUUGUGAAGUUUAGUUUUCACAGUCAAAUAAAGCAUAGAGAAAUAACUUUUGACUGCAAAAUGGCAGGCAGCACUGGGAGAGUGUGAGAGCAAAGAGAGACAGGAUUGGCUGAAUGAAUAAAUGAAUGGAGAGGGGAUAGAGAGAGAUGACGGGAGAGGCUGUGUGCCAGCAUAGGAAAAGAGGCAGAUGAUAGCUGCACUGUGUAGCCGCCCUCUAUCUGGCCACCUACCCAGCAAAUGACCCUCUCAGCUCUGAAGUCACUGGCUGCGCCCAGUGUGGUGGCCACUCACAGGCGCACCAGCCUACAGAAAACUAGGCCACUGAACUCUGCCUGCCCUCUGGGUUUUCUCUCUUUUCUUUCUUAUAGAUUAAGCCCAAAUGGCUCAACUCCCCCACCUCCCAGCCACAAAGCUUUUUAAUAGAGAUGGGGGAAACAGGCAAACAAAAGCAAAUACAAUCUUCCCUGACUGAGGACCACAGACAGGGUCCACAACAAUUCCCAGCAGAGAAGAACUGCACACCUGUGUUUCUGCCUCAGUAAUUCUUAGUGAUCAUCAUUUCAAACACACUCUGCCUCCCUCACUCAUGCCAGCGGCCUGUCUCUGGGUCCAGGCUGGGUAUUGAAGAGAAUCUCUUGUGAGUGGACAAUUCUGGCAUGUGAUGUCAUCAGAAACAGGUGUUAAAUAGGCUAGACAUGGUUUCCGUGGCAACAGUACAACCCACAGAUGCUGCGGUUCCCCCCUCCUCCUCCUCCGUCUGUCUCUUUCCUCUGCUGGUUGAAGCCAGGAACAGACUCAGCACAGCGGCAAAAAGCUGAAUAAUAUGACACGGACCUUUCCGAGGUCCACAUCCUUUAAAUAUUAAAUACGCUGUAUGAUCCAUUAACCCUCUGAGCUCAGUCUGUAACAAGCUGCACUUUUGUUCCCCCUAUAUCAUGUACACAUACUUUUAGUUAUUCUUCAGUUGUUUAGGAACAAGUAAAAAUGUAAAAUUAUUCUCAGCUGAUAAAAUUGCCUGAGUUGAAAGUCUUUUUUUUUUUUUGGCCUUAUAACAGCGGUACUUGUUCCUGGAGAUUUUAAAGUCACCUUCACUUAUUGAUAUGACAAGUAGAACAGAAAUCUGGGGCACAAAAUCUGCGCUAGCUAGCCAGGGCAGUGUCAUUGUAAAGACAUGUCACUGACUGAAGCGCCACAGAGUUGCACAAAGGGUUAAUGAUAAGACUAAGGCCAUGCCAGGCCUGUUCCAAGUUCUGUUUUUUGCACAUUUGUGAGAUAUGUCAGUAUUUUAAUUUUUCCAAGUGCCUUUUUAUUAUAGGUUCAAAAAUAGAAGUUAUACACUAUAUGAAAAAAAGAUUAUAUGAAAAUAUAUUUUUCCUGGCAUCAUGUUCUGUGGUUGAACAUGCAGAAUUUUAGAGUUGUAAACGUCUCCAAUUGGUACAACAUAGUGGUGUUCUCCUGUUUUAGAGGAAUUUUAUUACGAUAUUGAUAAUAAUGUCAAUGAAAACAAAACUGUUUA